Messenger RNA from Sinocyclocheilus rhinocerous, 345 nucleotides. RefSeq names its product TP53 regulated inhibitor of apoptosis 1 (gene triap1). Lineage: Eukaryota; Metazoa; Chordata; Actinopteri; Cypriniformes; Cyprinidae. Gene Ontology annotation, molecular function: phosphatidic acid transfer activity. The transcript has a single exon. Bases 149 to 331 code for a protein of 60 amino acids. Gene Ontology annotation, biological process: phospholipid translocation. Gene Ontology annotation, cellular component: nucleus; mitochondrial intermembrane space; cytosol. The record is from RefSeq and is a predicted model, not a curated record.
CGCGCUUUGCUGACGCGAUCAUCGUGCGCCACGCGAGACCACGUGGUGUCGGCAAAGUCAAGCGAGAUCACGGACUCGACAGCGAGCUCUCCUCAGACAGAACACGACAUUAAACCGCUAACCCGUGGUGUUUGGGGCGGGUGUGAAGAUGAACAGCGUCGGCGAGGGCUGCACGGAGCUCAAGCGCGAGUACGACCAGUGUUUUAACCGCUGGUUCGCCGAGAAAUUCCUGAAGGGAGACCGGAGCGCGGAUCCGUGCAGCGAGUUAUUCCACAAAUACCACACGUGUGUUCAGGUACCGCACUGCACGGAUCUGCAUACAUGCAUGUGAACGUUUAAACAUGU